Molecule: messenger RNA, 1746 nt
Organism: Carassius carassius (crucian carp)
Lineage: Eukaryota; Metazoa; Chordata; Actinopteri; Cypriniformes; Cyprinidae
Product: chemerin-like receptor 1
Exons: 2
Coding region: 103-1098 (331 amino acids)
Biological process (GO): positive regulation of macrophage chemotaxis; phospholipase C-activating G protein-coupled receptor signaling pathway; complement receptor mediated signaling pathway
Cellular component (GO): plasma membrane
Molecular function (GO): complement receptor activity; G protein-coupled receptor activity
Source: RefSeq, a predicted model, not a curated record
UGCCACGUAUUUUACUUUCAUAUUCAGUACACCGUUCUCGCAGAUAGUCACAGAUUUCUGAUUUUACUCAUUCUGCCGUUUUGCUGCCAAAGACUUUACAAAAUGUCUGGAGAAGACAAUUCCACAGACUAUGAUACUAUCAUUGCAGAAAUUGAAAGCAGGGAGAAUGCAACCAAGCAGUACCAACAUGUGAUCAGGAUGAUUUACUUGAUUACAUAUUCUGUUGUCUUGAUCCUCGGUGUCACCCUCAACUUCAUCGUCAUUAUCAUCAGCUGCCUGAAAAACAAGAAAUCGCCAACGGUUUCCACUUGGAUUACGGCUUUGGCUGUAACACACUUAGUCUCCAGUGCAUUUAUUGUUUAUCAGCUCCUGUAUGCUUACAAUAAAUUUGUAUGGAAUUAUGGAAAUGCAAGUUGCAAGCUGUCAUCCUAUAUCACCUAUGGCAGUAUGUUCUCCACAGCAGCCAUGCUGAGUCUCUGGAGCAUUAGUUCUGCUUUUUUAAAAAUUGACUGCAUGAAUCUUUGCAAGAACUGUAACAUCAUUCUGAUUUCAUUAUCCUGGGCUAUUGCAGCAAUCUUGGCAUGUCCUUCACUGUAUUCCAGAGAGGUCCGAUCUUCUCAGUGCAUUGAUGAUUAUGACUUGGACGAAUUGAAAACUACUCAAGAGGGCAUUGCCAGGCUGAAGGCAGUCGUUAUCAUGAGAUUUCUCAUCGGGCUUCUUGCGCCAGCUUUGGUAAUGUUUCUCAGCUGUUUGAUGUCAGCUCAUAGAAAAUGUAAAGACUGCAAGGAGCAGGCACAGAUCAUCUGUGCUAUAAAGAUUGCCUUUUUUGUGUUCUGGGGGCCUCAGAUCUUCUUAACCAUGCUUCAAGCCACUGUUACCAACAGCCUGGAUCCAAGUUUGUUGAAAUAUGGACUUCCAGUAGCUACUGCACUAGCCACAGCCCACUCUUUAAUCAGCCCGGUCAUCUAUUUGUUUUUGGGAUGCAGUAUUAAAAUGAAGUGGAUGGAACAUGACUCAGGUCAGUGCGAAAUGAUGCUUGAUCGAGGGAUACCACUGUUGCCUUGCACCAAUAAGGUCCCCAGAUCAAGCCCCAAAUAAGCCAGGAGGACUGUCUGUGUGGAGUUUCUCAGAGGUGAAUUGGAGACACAAACUUUUCUGUGUAGUGAAUGAGAAAGAGUGUUCACCUGUGAUGGAAUCUAGCAGUGUUUUCUCCACCCUUGGACCAACAUCCCUGUGACCCUACUGAGGAUAAGCAGUUUGAAGAAUGGAUGGCUGACCCAGAUCACAACAAUGAACUGAUGUGCUUAGAAAAUGCUGCCCAUGAAUUGUACACAGGUAUUAAAGAUCGAUGUAGCAAUUCUAAAAUACAUCAGCAAGGACUGUUAAAUAUACACCAUGUCCACAAAAUGCAUGCCAGCAUUUUCUCUACUCAAACUGACAAGUGGAACAUUUCUUUUAACUCCUAAUCCAAACUCUGAAAACAUAAAAAAAGAAGGGCCCUGUAUGGUCCAAAUUAAUGCUCGCUUUCAAGUAAAAUUCAGAUUUUGUUGAUACACUGCAUCGCAUGUAGGGCAUGCUACAGAAACACUAAACCACUAACUACUGUAUUAUGAAUAUCAACCUUAUAGAGGAACAUUUGACGCUGUUUUUUAUUGAUGGUGUGUCACAUUAUUGUUGCUGUUUUGUCAUAAUACUGUAAUGUUUAGUUUAUUAUAGAUGUAAGAAUGUGUAAGUAUUUGACUGUAG